GAUUAUUGUUCACUUUCUCUGGGCAUAAAUGCAUUUUCAGCCCUGUAGAUUUCACAAUGACGACCAUGGCUCUGGGAAGUAAAUCAUCUCUUGGCUUCACUGUCCUUAGCUGUACUGUUCAAGAAGAGGACAACUCCAGGAAGGAAUCCUGCACUUGGCUCUGGGAUGAUAUGACAAUAGACAGAAGACCAGAAGAGAGAACAACAUUAAUUGAAUAUAACUCAGUGCUCAAGGAAGGCUAUAAGAAGAGAGAGCAAAGCACUUUCCUGGUGCAGAGGUCUCCCCUGCAGACUAUCAGAGCAGGCAGACUUGGAGGUGAAAUGAGAGAUUACCAGCUGCCUUACAGCACUGUACUUCCAGUUCCUCUGUUUAUGCCAAGCAGAAGUCAAGCUCAGGAGACGCUGUCUGUGCGGGAACUUCCAUCUGCCGAGAUCAAGUCCAAGUCCCAAAUGACUCAGUCAAACGGCCUAUGCCCUGAAAAAAGAGAAGUUUCAGAACUCCUCAGUAAUUUGCCUCAGAUUACACAACCGACUAAACUUCAGAUGAGAGUUUCAAGUUUAAUUUCUCCUCCUCCAAAAUUAUAUGAUACUCCAGGACAUUAAUGUGUUAUCAAAGAGAUGAUUUCCUGUAUUUACUAAGCAGUGACCCUGCACAGGAUACUAGCACUGUAGGUUCUCACAACCAUUUUAAAAUGUUUUAGGUUAUACAGUGUGAAGAUAAUUUGGAAUACUUUACUGUAGUUAAAUCUUUACUUACAUUUGAUUUUAAAAUUUCAAUUAGUGUUCAUAAUUAUCUGUAUCUUUUGUUCCUUUUUCUUUACAAAAGUGAAAUUUUAAUCCUAUUAAAGGGACAUGAAACACAAUUUUUUCUUUUAUGAUUCAGACAGAGCAAGAGAUUUUAAACAAUGUUCCUAUUUACUUCUAUGAUCUAAUUUGCUUCAUUUUCUUGGUAUUAUUAGUUGAAAAGCAUACCUAAGUAGGCUCAGGAGCAGCAAUGCAUUACUGGGAGCUAGCUGCAGAUUGGUGGCUGCAGACAAAUGCCUCUUGUAGUUGGCUCGCCAGAUGUGUUCAGCUAGUUCCUAGUAGUGCAUUUCUGCUCCUUCAACCAAGGAUGCCAACAAAUUAAGCAAAUUUGAUAAUAGAAGAAAUUUGUAAAGUUGUUUAAAGUCACAUGCUCAACUGAAUCAUGAAAGAAAAAAUUGGGGUUUCCUGUCCCUUUAAAGGGACAGUCUACACCAGAAUUUUUUAUUGUUUUAAAAGAUAGAUAAUCCCUUUAUUACCCAUUCCCCAGUUUUGCAUAACCAACACAGUUAUAUUUAUAUACUUUUAACCUCUGUGAUUAUAUUGUAUCUAAGCCUCUGCAAACUGCCCCUUUUUUCAGUUCUUUUGACAGACUUGCAGUUUAGCCAAUCAGUGCCUGCUCCCAGAUAACUUCACGUGCACGAGCACAGUGUUAUCUAUAUGAAACACAUGAAUUAACAUCCUCUAGUGGUGAAAAACUGUUAAAAUGCAUUAUGAAAAGAGGUGGCCUUCAAGGUCUAAGAAAUUAGCAUACGAACCUCCUAGGUUAAGCUUUUAACUAAGAAUACCAAGAGAAAAAAAGCAAAAAUAGUGACAAAAGUAGAUUGGAAAAUUGUUUAAAGGGACAGUCUACACCAGAAUUUUUAUUGUUUUAAAAGAUAGAUAAUCCCUUUAUUACCCAUUCCCCAGUUUUUCAUAACCAACACAGUUAUAAUAAUACACUUUUAACCUCUGUGAUUAUCUUGUAUCUAAGCCUCUGCAAACUGCCCCUUUUUUCAGUUCUUUUGACAGACUUGCAGUCUAGCCAAUCAGUGCCUGCUCCCAGAUAACUUCACGUGCACGAGCACAGUGUUAUCUAUAUGAAAUACGUGAACUAACACCCUCUAGUGGUGAAAAACUGUUAAAAUCAAAUCUGAAAGAGGUGGGCUUCAAGGUCUAAGAAAUUAGCAUAUGAACCUCCUAGGUUAAGCUUUCAACUAAGAAUACCAAGAGAACAAAGCAAAAUUGGUGAUAAAAGUAAAUUGGAAAAUUGUUUAAAAUUACAUGCUCUAUCUGAAUCAUGAAAGUUUAUUUCGGCCUAGACUGUCCCUUUAAAAUUACAUGCCCUAUCUGAAUCAUGAAAGUUUAUUUUGGCCUAGACUGUCCCUUUAACUAAUAUGUUUACUAUGUUUUUUUCUGUAUACAUCUUCAAGGUGCUUGGCACUUUUAUUGUAAAGUUAUAUUUCCCCUCAUCCUUUUGCCUUCUGACAUUUAGCAUGAACUCUUACUCUACUGCAUCUUUUUUUAGAUAUAUCUUUUCUCUGUGACAUACAGUAUAUUCCAUUGUUUACCUUACUACACUUGGUUAUAUCAUAUAACACGUGUAUUAGGUUCUGUAAUACCUGGAGUUUUGCUCUUUCACAAUAUAUUCUAUAAAUGCUACAUACAGAACUUUAUUUCUGGUGGAAGCAAAACUAAAUAGCCAUACAGUCAAUCUAUUCACUAUUAAUUUACUAGCUGAUUUUGAUUGCCCUUAGUGAAUUUACAUCAGCUUUUUUUAUUCUUUCCUUCAUUUUCCUACAUUUUCUUUUCAUUGCCAGCUUCCUCUUGCUUUUCUCAUCUUUACUUUGCUCUCUUCCUCAUUGGUCUUAAAGGGACAGUCUACACCAGAAUUUGUAUUGUUUUAAAAGAUAGAUAAUCCCUUUAUUACCCAUUCCCCAGUUUUGCAUAACCAACACAGUUAUAUUAAUAUAUUUUUAACCUCUGUGAUUAUCUUGUAUCUAAGCCUCUGCAAACUGCCCCUUUAUUAUAGUUCUUAUGACAGACUUGCAAUUUAGCCAAUCAGUGCCUGCUCCCAGAUAACUUCACGUGCACGAGCACAGUGUUAUCUAUAUGAAAUACAUGAACUAACACCCUCUAGUUGUGAAAAACUGUUAAAAUGCAUUCUGAAAAGAGGUGGCCUUCAAGGUCUAAGAAAUUACCAUAUGAACCUCCUAGGUUAAGCUUUCAACUAAGUAUACCAAGAGAACAAAGCAAAAUUGGUGAUAAAAGUAAAUUGGAAAUUUUUUUAAAAUUACAUGCUCUAUCUGAAUCAUGAAAGUUUAUUUUGGCCUAGACUGUCCCUUUAAUUUCCCAUUCCUCAUCUGUCUUUUUUUCUACAUCCUCAUUCAUGUUUAGUAAAUACAGCAGGUUUGCAUAAUCAACAAAUGCAUGAUAAAAAGACAAUGCAAUCAAAUAA
Molecule: messenger RNA, 3237 nt
Organism: Bombina bombina (fire-bellied toad)
Lineage: Eukaryota; Metazoa; Chordata; Amphibia; Anura; Bombinatoridae
Product: telethonin-like
Exons: 2
Coding region: 57-602 (181 amino acids)
Biological process (GO): skeletal muscle thin filament assembly; cardiac muscle tissue morphogenesis; sarcomerogenesis
Cellular component (GO): Z disc
Molecular function (GO): titin Z domain binding; titin binding; structural constituent of muscle
Source: RefSeq, a predicted model, not a curated record